This is a messenger RNA of Trifolium pratense (red clover), 2013 nucleotides long. RefSeq names its product exocyst complex component EXO70I-like. Gene Ontology annotation, cellular component: exocyst. Bases 1 to 2013 code for a protein of 670 amino acids. The transcript has a single exon. NCBI's taxonomy places the organism in Eukaryota, Viridiplantae, Streptophyta, Magnoliopsida, Fabales, Fabaceae. Gene Ontology annotation, molecular function: phosphatidylinositol-4,5-bisphosphate binding. The record is from RefSeq and is a predicted model, not a curated record. Gene Ontology annotation, biological process: exocytosis.
AUGGAAAGCAAAGACAACAUUGAAGCUGUUAGAAAGUUCUUAAAUUCUAGCUUAGAAACAUCAAAAACUAUUUCUUCUGCAUUAGAUGAAUCUGGUUCAAGAUUGAAGCUACUUAACCAAAGAUUUUUAUCCAUGCAAGCUUCUCUUAGACCAAUCUCAAUGCAAAACCUUCCUUUUUCUGAUGUUGAACAUGGUUUAGACAGUGUUCUAUGUUCUGUUUCAGCAGUCCACAAAGUUUUUCAAUGUGUUAACCAAUUGGAACAUUCUCUUUCGGCAGACGCGAGUUCCGAUUUAUUCACAUAUGUCUCGAACACAAAGAAGCUUGAAGAGGCAUUGAAGCUUCUCACUGAUAAUUGUAAGUUAGCAACUAGUUGGUUGAAGAGUGUUUUUGAGUUCUUACAAAACAAAACAACAAUUAGUACUAAUGAGGUUUACCUAUUGAAUAUAAAGAAAUCCUUCAGAAUAUUGCAAGAAUUGCAGGCCAUAGAGGACGAUGCACGAUUGGAAGGAGGAAUUCUCAGUAUUGCCCUUGACAAACUAGAGAUUGCUUUUCACAAACUUCUAAUGGAAAAUUCUAUGCCUCUUCCUUUGGUUUCAUUGACAUCACAAAUUGAUCAGCAAAACAAUGUCACAGAACAAGGUUUGAAAUUUCCAAGUUCUUUAACAGCGAAACUUCAGGUCAUUGCCGAGAGAUUAAAUGCUAAUAACAGGCUAGACAAGUGUCAAACUAUGUAUGUUGAAGUUCGAGGUACAAAUGCUCGCCGAAGUUUGAAGACUUUGGAUUUGAGCUACCUUGAGACUUCAACAUCCGAGUUUGAGGUUUCACAUGGAAUGGAAAAUUGCAUAGAUCAAUGGGGAAAUCAUUUGGAGUUGGUUGUUAAGAAACUUCUUGAGGUUGAAUACACGCUAUGUACUAAUGUAUUCGAGAAAACUGGUUCAAAAGCAUGGAUAAGUUGUUUUGCAAAGAUUGCUAUUGAAUCAAGAAUCUUUUCAUUUAUCAAAUUUGGAAAGGUUGUUACUGAGAAGAAAAAUGAUCCUUUCAAGCUAUUGAAUUUGUUGUCAAUGUUUAAGGUUUUGAAUGGUUUAAGACUAAAAUUUAAUCAACUUUUUAGAGGAGAAGCUUGUGAAGAAAUUAGAAUUGUUACAAAGGAUCUUAUCACAAAAGUUGUGAAUGGUGCUAGUGAGAUAUUCUUGCAACUUUCAGAACAAGUGAAGUUGCAAAGACCAACUUGUCCUCCCUCAGAUGGUACUGUUCCUAAGCUGGUAAGUUUUGUUACUGAUUAUUGUAAUAAGCUUCUUAGUGAUGAGUAUAAGCCACAUUUAAAUAAGGUUUUGGAAAUAUAUCUUAGUUGGAAAAAUGAACUAUAUGAAGAGGGUAUUUUUGUAACUCAAAUAUAUAGCAUAAUUAGGGAAGUUGCAGUAAAUUUAGACAAUUGGUCAAAAGCAUAUGAAGAUAUCAAUAUGUCAUAUUUUUUUAUGAUGAAUAAUCAUUGUCAUUUCUACAAUUUAAAGGGUACUUUAGUUGGGAUUAUGAUGGGAGAUUCUUGGUUAAAAGCACAUGACCAAUAUAAAGAAUAUUAUGCAACACUUUAUUUGAAGAAUACUUGGGUAAAUCUUCAAAAUAUUCUUGUAGUUUCAUCUUCUAUGACUUGUCAAGAUUUAGCUAAGAGAAUAAAUGCUUUUAUUCUAGCUUUUGAUGAAAGGUACAAGAAACAAUGUAAUUUGAUAAUCUAUGAUGAGAUAUUGAGGGAAAGUGUGUGUAAACAUUUGGUGGAAGGUAUUAUACCAAUUUAUAAGGUAUACUUGAAGAAUUAUAUUUUGGCACUUGAAAGUGAUGAUGCUAUGGUUGACAAUAAGAGUAUUAAAUAUACAUCACAAAGUUUGGAAAAUAGGAUUUGGUCAUUGUUUCAACCAAAGUUGAGAAAGCAUGGUGAUAGCAUUAAACACAAAGAUUUGAUUAGUAAAAUAAAAGAAGUGAGUCAUCAAUUUCGUUUGACUUUAGUUGGUUUAUAG